CUCGGAUUCUUCGAGUCCGUGUUGAUCAAGAAAGCAACUGGCGUCGAGAGUGUUGUUUGCACAGCCGUCCUUAGGGUUUGCUGUUCUGCUCCCGACUCCCGACUCCUGCUUAGCGAAUUGAUCACCCGCGCUUGCUGGGUUCGCACUUCGGUCUGCGGUUGUACUAGCAAACUCUCUCGCAUCCUUUCACCUUAGUAGUUUGCCAGCGAUUGACGAUUUGCUGAUACGUCUCUUCGUCAAGAGCCAUGGCGACAGCUUCAGCCACUUUCAAGUCCCGAGAGGACCACCGGAAGCAGCAGGAGCUCGAGGAGGCUCGUAAGGCGGGUUUGGCGCCAGCUGAACUCGACGAGGAUGGCAACGAGAUCAAUCCCCAUAUUCCCCAGUACAUGUCCUCGGCGCCGUGGUACCUUAACGCCGAACGACCCAGCUUGAAGCAUCAACGGAACUGGAAGGGCGAAGGGAACCACACCAACCAGUGGUACGACCGAGGAGCCAAGGGCUUCCAGGCCGAGAAGUACCGCAAGGGCGCCUGCACCAACUGUGGAGCCAUGACUCAUACGGCAAAGUUAUGUGUGGAGCGGCCGAGGAAGGUGGGCGCCAAGUGGACGAGCCAGAGCAUUGCUGCAGACGAGAAGAUCCAAUCGAUCGAGCUCAACUACGAGGGCAAGCGCGACAGGUGGAACGGAUACGACGCGGCGACGUACAAACGCACCAUGGACUCGUAUGACAUCCGGGCGGAAGCAAGGAAGAAGUUUCAGAAGGAGCAGCAGCUGAAGAAGCUGGCGGGGAAAGGGGGCGAGGGGGGAGAAGGAGGGGGAAAGGAGGGGGGAGGAAAGGAGGGAGGGGAGGAGGGAGGGGAGGAGGAAGAAGAGGAGGAGGAGGAUGAUGCGAAGGUGGACGAGAGUAGACAGAUGGAUUUCGGGAAGGUGGAGAAGCGUGUGAGGACCACUGGUGGUGGUAGCACGGGAUCAGUCCGAAACCUGCGUAUCCGCGAGGAUACAGCCAAGUACCUGCUCAACUUGGACGUGGACUCGGCCUACUACGACCCGAAGACACGCUCCAUGCGAGAGGACCCCAACCCCGAGGGCGACGCCAAGGACAAGUUCUACCUGGGGGACAACCACAACCGCAUCAGCGGGCAGGCACUGGAAUUCCGCCAGCUCACUGUGCACGCAUGGGAAGCGAUGGAGAAGAGCAACGUGGACGUGCACCUGCAGGGGGCGCCUAGCCAGGCCGAGCUGCUGCACCGGGAGUUUAAGGUCAAGAAGGAGAAGCUGACGGGGGCCAGUAAGGAGUCGGUGCUGGCUAAGUAUGGGAAUGCGGCGAGUAAUGGCGGGAAGGGGAAGGGCGGGGAGGAGGAGGGGAUCCCGGAGGAGCUGCUGCUGGGGCAGACGGAGGUGCAAGUGGAGUACGACCGCGCUGGGAGGCCGCUGAGAGGAGUGGACAAGGCUGUCCCGUGCAGCAGAUACGAGGAGGACGUGCUGAUCAACAACCACACGGCUGUGUGGGGCAGCUGGUGGGGCGGGGGCGUGUGGGGCUAUGCGUGCUGCCACCAGACCACCCGCAUGAGCUACUGCACGGGCGCCAGCGGCAUUGCUGCUGCUGAAGCGUCGGCUAACCUCAUGCAGGCGAAUAUGGAGAGGAGGGAGCAGAUGAAAGCUGCUCAAGAGGCUGAGGGCUUGCAGGGCGAGGAUGGGGAAGGGGCGGAGGAGGGAGCAGGGAGGGCGAAGCACGGAGAAGAGAAGAAAUCGGUGGUGUGGGGCGCAGACGUGGAUCUGGACUUGAAGCUGGAUAAGAAGAAGCUCAGAGCUGCGCUCAAGAGGGAGGAGGAACUGGGAAGAGAGGAGAAGGAUGAGCGCAAGCGCAAGUACAACGUCACGUAUUCUGACGAUGUGACGGAGGAGGACAUGGAGGCUUACCGAAUGAAGAGAGUCCAUGCUGAUGACCCGAUGCUUGCUUUCCUGGGCAAGGACGAGGACGACAAUGUCUAGUUGCUAAACAUGCCAUGUAACAUUUUACUACAUUGCUAGAAGAGUGGUGUGUGGAUGAAUGGCACACCUUAAGUGUAUGUGAUUACCGAUGCCAUCAUGACUACUGGUGCCCUUGGCUAUCUUACCCCUGCUCGUCACUCAUCUUUGUAGCAUUUCUAUUUUGACAAUGAAACAUGAU
Molecule: messenger RNA, 2169 nt
Organism: Closterium sp. NIES-67
Lineage: Eukaryota; Viridiplantae; Streptophyta; Zygnematophyceae; Desmidiales; Closteriaceae
Source: the annotation of a GenBank genome assembly